AUGAUGAAAAGAACUUCUAAGUCAGCACAUCACCAAAAUGAAAAUCGCUAUACGUUCCAGACAUUUUCUGAACGUCUAUCCCAGAUAAACAUAGAUGUUAUUCGUAAAGGAAAACGGCAAAUUGGAGGUACUGAGGACUGCGACUCCCAUUUUGUUGAUGGAUUCCUUCAGUGGCGUGAACUGAAUUGCACGGUUCAUUUUGCAAACUUUAGCAAAGAAAUAGCUAGAGAUGUAACGACGUAUGCGCAAGUUGUUCACCACAAGGAGAAGAUAAUUAACGCUUUGAAGACACAUCUGCAGAUUCCAAAUAGUUUAGCGUAUAAGCCCCUCUUAGACCUUGUGGUACAAUUAUCUAAAGAUUUACAGAUUGAUUUCUAUCCAUAUUUUCAAUCAUUUUUUGAUAUCAUUGUCGAACUCCUCAACAACCACCCACAGGAUACUGAGUUACUUGAAGAUGCCUUCCAGUGCCUUGGUUACCUCUUCAAGUUUCUAUGGCGAUAUCUGCUGAAAGACAUCCAGGAUGUUUUUCUUUUCUAUUCACCAUUACUUGGGAGUAGCAAGAAAGAUUAUGUCAGACGAUUUGCUGCUGAAAGUUUUGCCUUUCUUCUUCGUAAAUUAAAAGACUUUGAUAAAAUGAUGUACUAUAUCUUACAUCACAUGGAAGAAAAGACUGAGUUAUGUGAAGGAGUCGGUAAACUAUUCUUUGAAAUGAUGAAAGGUGUAAAGACACAGUUUCACUCGUCUGCUGAAAAGUACUUUUCAGUUUUGCUGUGCAGUUUGGGAUCGGCUGAUUGCCGAGAAGAUUUGAACUUUCAGUUAGUUUACGAUUGUCUAUUUCACACGGUUACAUGUAUGGCAAAACACAGUAAAAGACAGUCAACAUCGUUUGUGGCUGUCUUGUUGACUAAAAGAGCAACUCAUCUUAAGAAUCUAACGUUGGAGAACAGUGAAGUAUUUCCAGAGUUGCAAAGUGUUUUGAAACUAUUACAAGUUUGGAUAAAGCAGAAAGGCACAUCUAUGGACACAAUCUGUAUAUUACCAGAGUUGCUAGAUUGUGGGAAUCUUUCCUCUGAUGUUAUCGAUGAUAUCUUGGCAUUAGUAUCAGCACACAUAGAAGAUGAUUCUGUCAGUUUCAAAGACAAAAAAGAACUUCUUACAUCGGUUUAUGGUAAUCAGCUGUGUACAUUUCAUCAAAUAAACAUGUUUACUCAUCGGUUACUAACCUUAAAUAAUUUUGAUGAGUUGGCAUUACCUUGUCUAAUGGAGUACUUUAACAAAGAUGAAAACCCUACAAACGAAAAGAAAACAGAACUAUUAUUCUUAUUAACAAAAGUUAUAACUAAUAAAAGAACAUUGCCACAGAGUAAGGAAGAAUUGACUGCAUUCCAGCAGUACCAGCUGAAUCUAAAUAGGUUGGAAAACAUUACCUCAAUAGUUGAACAGUUAUUGAUAUUGAGUGAAACUAUGACUGAUGUCUUACUAAGUACACAGGACAAAGGUGUUACUGAUUUGAUGACAGUGGUGCUUUGCCAGUUAUUUUGUACAGAUGAUGGUAUAUUCAAAGUUUGUUUGGAUGCUGAGACAGAACCAAUUACACUUCAAUCGUACAGGGAAAGACUUCGGCAUUUGCAACAAUUGAUGUUUAUACCAAGACAUCGUUAUGCUAGGGUUCCCUUAUUGUACCUGUUAGGUUCGUUAUAUAUUAAUUUGAGUUUAAUCUGGAAUCCUGUGCUCGGUUUUAUCAAGACUCUUGCUUAUGAGAUGGAACGUGAUGAAUUCUUCCAUGUCUAUACUGAACAUCUGAAAUCCACCACAGACAAACUUGAAGACAUCCAAUCAGAGGAUAGCGUCCCUGCACUAAACACUUCAGAAGAAUGUAAUACUGUCUCUGAUUUAUUGGUACAGUUAUCAGAGACAUGCUUCAAACAAGAUGAUAAACCUGAUCAUUAUAAUCAUCGUCAUCUGUUAUUAAAAGCCAUGGCAACCUUUGCUGAUAAGGCUGAAGGGAAAUCUCGCAUAUUAACGCCAGUUUUCUUGCAUUUCAUACAAAAAGAGUACGAGCCAACUGAUCAUAUUGUUGCACCCACUGAGGAUUUAAGAGCACAGUCCACUGUAAAUAAGAGAAUUGUAACUAAGAAAGAAAGAAAGCUGGCGAUCAAAUCUUUGAUUGAUUACAUGUCAGUUUUUUCAAAAUUUAAAGAUCCAAAGUCGUUAUAUCAAGAAUCAACACUCAGGGAAUUGUAUCUAAAGCUCCUCUGCCAUCCAGACACAAUAGUCCAACAACUCUCCUUAAACUGCCUACUGUCCUAUAAAUACAAAUACCUUGUGCCUUACCAAGAAAACUUGCAAAGGUUAUUGGUGGAGAAGAGUUUCCGAGCAGAACUUGUUGCAUUUAGUUUGGAUGAGGAUAACGCUAUUGUACAGAAUGAUCACCGAGAACAACUGUUCCCAUUACUCAUGAGGGUUUUAUAUGGUAGAAUGUUGAAUAAAUCUGGAGGGAAAUCCAAGAAAUCCCACAUAUUAAGAUUUAUUGCUGGGUGUCAGUCUUCAGAAUUAUCUCACUUUAUACAGCUUAUACUGGAGCCUAUCGAUGAAUGGGUCAAAGAGAAAAAUAUUAACCUGGAUUUUUCAGAAGAAAGUUUCAAAUUGCAGUCGUUUGUACCAUUGAAAAAACUACAGAGUGUUAUAGAGGUGUGUGGUCUGUUAUUGAGUAACUUGUAUCAUGUGUUGGAACCAUAUCUAUCGCUUGUGUUACACUCAGUACUGCAAAUUACAUCUAGAGUUUCGCUUGUCUUAGAGCAGAGAGAUUUGGUACAUAUCAAGUACGUGAAACCUCUGCGUAAAUUACGACAGCUUGGUGUAGACGUAAUCAAUCAAUUCUUCCAACAAUGUGAAUUGUACGAAUACAGCGAUAUCGAACUACAAGGCCUGUAUGGUGGGAUUGUGUGGCCGGUUAUACAAAGAUUGACACAGGAGUGUCUGUACAGUCCUACGGCUGUUUUGAAAUUAGCAUUCACAUGGACUCAGCAUCAGAGAUUGCAUCCAUUAUUGGUUUACUAUCCGGACGACAAGCUGUCCCUGCAAGUAUUGGGUCAAAUUAUGGAAUUAUUGUCCAAUAAACAAAUUGACCAAUCGGUGACCACUAUGAUAAUUGAUAUGAUUGAUAAUUUGUUACCUAUACAAGAUGAUGAUGAUGACAUCACAGAUACUAUUUAUAAUUUCCCACCCAAGUAUAUCAAAACAGAUGCUUUCUGCUCUGAAUGCGUCCUAAGACCGUACAUACUGACUGUACUUCAGUAUCUCAGACAAGUUGUGCAGGAAAAGACCAACAGGAAAAAGAAUCAAAAGUGUGCAAUACCAAUGAAGGAACUGCAUAUCUUAUCAAAACUGAGUACGUUUGUGAGUGAUGGACAGGAAUCUUAUCAAUUGAUUGAUAUAUUAUUACCAAUUCUACGACAAAUUCCACAAGAAAAAGCAGAUUUAUUAUUGGAAAUACUGGGAAUUGUUAAGAAGUUAAUUAUUCAUUGUAAAAAUCCACAAAACUUUCUCAGACCACUGAGCAAACUGUUGUCAUGGUUAUCAACAACUCCAUCAAGAUCUCUUUGCUGCGAUAUAAUUACAUUGAUAGGUGCUGCUGAUGAGAAGGUUGCUGAACUUUGUCAGUUAAUUGUACAGUUGAAUAAGGUGGAUAGACGCCGGUUAGAAGAGCCUGAUUACACUGUCAGAAUAUCGGCAUAUACUAAGAUAUCUUCAACAGUCACAGAAAUGGAUUACGUAGAUUUGAACUAUAUCAUACCCAUUAUGCACAAUUGCUUCUAUUUUAUAUCUAAAGUUGAUGAUAUGUCACUUCGUGAUAAUUCUUCAAAUAUUCUACAAAUAAUAAUAGAGAGAAUAUCCAAGGAGCCAAGUGACAAGUUACAGUCCUUGUUUGAGUUAUGUGUGAAUCAGAUGAUAAUACCAGCAAUAAAGGAGGGACUCGGCAACAAGAUGGAGAACGUACGACAUGAAUACAUACUACUGUUGACCAAACUGGUGAAAUACUUCCCAAAUAAGUUUCAAGAUUUACAAGUUCUUCAUGAUAAAGAUAUUGAGAAGGAUUUCUUUAAAAACAUUACUCAUAUACAGCAACAUCGUCAAAUGAGAGCCCUUCGUCUGGUCGCUCAAAAAUGUGAGACCAAGGAACUAGGGACGUACGUCCUGCAGACGUUUUUGUUGCCAUUAGCAACCAGUGUGAUAUUUGAUGCCAACCUCAGUAAAAAUCAUCAGCUUGUCUUGGAUGCCACUCUGACCAUUGGUGCUAUUACCAAGUGUUUACCAUGGCAACCGUACAUCAAAGUGUUGAAAUAUUACCUUGGAUUGUUGAUGACUGACACAUUGCCUCAGAAGAUGACAGUCAGAUUAUUAGCAAAUAUUUUGGACAGUUUCCAUUUUGACUUGACCAAUUAUAAGCCAGCAAUGAAAACAAACCCUAAAGAUGUUGAUGAGGGCUGUACUGGAAACAAUGAUGAAACAGUUACUGAGCAAGCUGCAGAUGAAUCCAAGUAUAAUACCAUAAUAAACAAGAUAUUACCAAAACUUGAGAAAUGUCUAACCCAGAAGGUCGAUAGCGAUGAUGAACAUCGUUCAGUUCGUAGCCAUGUUGCCACGGAUACUGAGAUUGUACGUAUACCUUUAGCGAUCGCAAUAAUAAGAUUGUUAUUAGCGUUACCAGUGCAAGUCAGAUAUCAACAUAUACAAAGAGUUGUUUUGAAGCUGUGUCAUUCUUUAAAAAGUCGGUCCAGUGAUAUACGCGAAUCUAGUAGAACAACAUUGAUCAAGGUCAUGUCUUAUUUAGGAACGGAAUAUAUUAAAAAUGUUAUUGGUGAAUUACAACAUACCUUGACUAGAGGCUAUCAGAAACAUGUACUGACAUUUACUAUCAACGCAGUGUUACAAGGGAUAAGUGAUGGACUCAAACCUGGUGAUCUGGAUACAUGUGUUGAUAUGCUUAUACAGAUUUGUAAUGAUGAGUUGUUCGGACAAAUUGCCGAAGAAAAAGAAGCAGCAGCUAUUACGAGGAAUCUCAUGGAAGCUAGAAGUUCAAAAAGUUACGAUAUAUACCAUAUAUUAUCCAAGUAUAUAUCCGCAACUCAUCUGACAAAGUUAAUUUCUGCAAUCAAAACAGUUUUAGAUAACACACACAGUCAUAAGACUGUGAAGAAAGUAGAAGACGUUCUGAGAAAAUUUACUCUUGGUUUGCUGGAGAAUAAAAGUCUAGAUGCGAAGGAUAUAUUAUUAUUCAUACAUGGUAUUGUUACGCAGACGUUACCGUUCAUGAUUAAAGACACUCAAGAAGAUAAAAAAUCUACCAAGUCUAAACACCAACAACACAGUGUAUUACUAUUGCCGCAGACACCACAGAGGAAACCUAAGGCAACUGUACAUAGGAAAACCAAUCUACAUGUUUUGGUAGAAUUUGGAUUACAGGUGAUAAUAGGAUCUGUACAGUCGUUAAGUCGUCUCAUACAGUACUCGUUGCCACAGUUGAAUGAUCAAGCCGGUAAACUUGCUGGCUUGUUAUUUCAACUAUUGAAGACUUAUGGAAGAAGUGGAACACCAAAGGGUGACAACUUGCACCUAGUACAGUGGUGCUUUAAGACGAUGACAAUGUUUCUGAAGAAUAUGCAACGAUAUAAAUUGACUGAAGAUCAACUGCAAGUAUUACUAAGUUUUGUGGAGGAGGAUAUCUAUGACACCACCAGGCAGUCAACAGCGUUUCCAUUACUUAAAGCAAUGUUGUCACGGAAACUACAAUGUAAAGAGAUAGAGACUGUAAUGGAGAAAGUGGCAGAGUUGUCAAUCAUAUCAGAAGCCAAUAAUAUACAAGUGCAAUGCAGACAGUUAAUGUCACAGUUUUUACUGGACUAUCCUCUCGGAAAGAAGAUACGAAAGUAUCUAGAAUUUUAUGUUUCUCAGUUAACAUACGAAUACGAGGGAGGAAGGAAAUCAACUCUCGAAAUGCUAGCUGCAAUGUUCAGUAUAUUCCCUCAGAACUUAUUGGAUGAGAAUUCAGGACUAUUUUUUGUUCCUAUGGCGUCAUCUCUUGCUAAUGAUAAUUCAGUUGAAUGCCGAAAAUUGAUAGCAUUGGCCAUCAAAACACUCCUAUCAAAGGAGGAAGUGGAAGAUAAAGAAGGAGACCAUCUCUUGUUUAAUUUAUUGACUUGUUUUGGUAAAAUAUUACAAAACUGUGCUUUCAUCAUGAAAGCUAAAACCCAUGAAACUGUUGUAAAGAAAAUGUGGGUUCACAUACAUAGCCAUAUAUUACAUAACCAUAGCUGGGUCAGACUGGCUGUUAGUCAGUUAUAUGGUCAGAUGUUUACCAUAAUGACAAUAGAUGACGUUUUUCAUUACUGCGGUAGUGACUUAAUAUCGCAACUGGUGCAGGAUUUCUGUAAACAAUUACAUUCCAAGAUUACAAAUGCAACGCUCGUGGAUCAGGAUGUGAAAAACCUUGUUUUUCUUGGUAAACUAAUAGAUCAACAUCAUGAUAGUGAUGACGAGACCAAUCUCGCAUGGUUGAUGUCAAGACUAACUCUGAUACAAAGAUAUGAGAGAGCUAAUACCACAUUGGGUAAAGAAAGAAGAACCGGUAUUUUGAAAUGGAUUGCUGGAAUGUCUGUUUAUUUUACCACUGAUCAAAUUAUUGAACACUUACCUGUAUUGUUGGAGAUUGUGCAUAAAGAAUUACAAAACCCAUCGCGGAAAGAUGUUGAUCUCAGGACAUUAGCACAAGAGGUAGUUGAUAUAUUGAGAAGUAAAGUGGAUGUUACUGUGUUUACGGCAGUCUAUACAAAGGUUAAAAUUUCACUGGAAGGAAUCAAAAUAAAAAGACACCAACAGGAGGCACUGGAGGCUGUAGCUGAUCCAGAGAGGGCUGCUAAGAAGAAAAUGAGAAAAAAUAUUGCUAAGAAAGAAUCAAAGAAAAGAAAAAUAUUUGAAAGGAAACCAUACAAAAAUAAAAAAUUCAAAAAGUAGUAAAUUUUUUAUCUCACAUGGUUUUAAUCAAUGUAUGUGACCAGGU
Saccoglossus kowalevskii is the source of this 7060-nucleotide messenger RNA. RefSeq names its product small subunit processome component 20 homolog. The record is from RefSeq and is a predicted model, not a curated record. NCBI's taxonomy places the organism in Eukaryota, Metazoa, Hemichordata, Enteropneusta, Harrimaniidae. Gene Ontology annotation, cellular component: small-subunit processome; nucleolus; 90S preribosome.